CUCUCAUCACCAAUUAAGGCAAGAUGUUCUCUUCUUCAUCUUCUUAUACUUCAUUUUUCAUGAUUCUUUUAGCUGCUUUUAGCCUAUUUCCUCUAGCUCGAGCUCAACUGAACUCGACCUUUUACUCCCUCAAUUGCCCUAAUGUCUCGGCCAUUGUCAACACCGCAAUGCAACAAGCCUUACAGUCGGAUCCUAGGAUUGGUGCCAGCCUCAUUCGACUUCAUUUUCAUGACUGCUUCCUACAGGGUUGUGAUGGAUCGAUUUUGCUAGACAACAAUAGUAAUAGAAGCAUCCAGAGUGAGAAGGAUGCUGCCCCGAAUGCGAACUCAACCCGCGGUUUUGAUGUCGUGGACAAUAUCAAGACUGCGGUCGAGAGUUCGUGCCCGGGUGUGGUGUCUUGUGCGGACAUUCUAGCCCUCGCCGCAGAAUCUGCUGUUUCCUUGGCAGGAGGUCCUUCUUGGAAUGUGUUGUUAGGGAGAAGAGAGAGUACAAGUGCAAAUCAAGCAUUAGCAAAUACCUCAAUUCCAGCCCCAUUUGAAAACUUGAGCAAUCUCACUGCUAAGUUUAAUGCUAUGGGUCUAAAUGUUACUGACCUAGUAGCAUUAUCUGGUAAAUUUUUGUUUCUAUACUUUUAUUUUAGUAAAAUUUAGGGUUUUUGGCUUUUAAAACCAAAAACUUUCCCCGAAUUCCGGUUUUUCCCAUGAACUAUGAGAUUGGAUUUUAAAACCACGAACUUUCACUUCGUUAGGUUUUCCCCCGGCGGGUCAACAGCCAAACCCGGGUUGUCUACGUGUCAAUUUUAAUCCUAUUUGGUAGAAUACUACGUACAAGUCACAAUUGUUUCAUAACAAAUGACAACUUUUAUUUAAACAAAACACAACUAAAACAUUUAUUCACACACCGAAUACUUAAAACAUUUAUUCACACACGCAACACUUAAACAAAUUCCACAAAAACCGACAAACAUAAAUUUAGGGCUUUUUCAUCAUUCUUCUUCAUUGUCUCUCACAUAUUUGGGGAUUUUCGUCCGCCAAAGCUCCGAUUAUUCAAUUCGCGAGGCAGAAAAUACCUUCCAAGACGGACAACGAUAAAACCGUCUUCCCGGAUUACUAUCAGUCCUCGACGUCCCAAUCUUAGCCCGAACUCCAUGGUUACAGAUUACGAUUUCACCUUCAGGCCAACUGACGUUGAAGCUUGAGAUUUGUGAAGAACACGACAUUUAAAUUUCGACCUGCACGCUAGAAAGUGAAUUAUUCUGUCUGAAGAUGAACACGAAAUUUGAAUUCGCCCACCUGAGAUGGAACGAAGACGCCGGAUUCUGAAGAUAGAAAGUAACACCCAAAAAUUAAAAAACUCAGAAAAUUGAUUCGCCUACCUGAGAUGGAGCGAAGACGCCCGAUUUCGAAGUGAGAGGAUGAACGAAGAUGGCUGAAUUCUUGGCUGAAUUCGAUUAUAGGGUUUAUGUGAGUUGGGUAAUGUUUUAAAUGUGAUUGAGCCGUAAAACGACGUCGUCUAAGGGUCCUAAAUCCAGUGGCCAUGUCAUUUUUUCGACUGUCCACGUUGGACAACUUCUGUACCGGAAAUGUGUUAUUCGGGUCGGGUUGGGGAAAACCUAACGAAGUAAAAGUUCGUGGUUUUAAAACCCAAUCUCAUAGUUCAUGGGAAAAACCGGAAUUCGGGGAAAGUCUUUGGUUUUAAAAGCCAAAAGCCCUAAAAUUUACUCAAUGUGUACAGUUAAAUUUAUUAUAUUUCUGCCUUUAAAAACUCAGAAAAAUUGUAAGGGUUUGGAGAUGUGCAUAUGCUACAUUAAUUAGCAUGGUUUUAUUGAUUUGUUGUAUUUAAGUUUGGGAAUAAUGACUUGGAUUGUUUGUUAU
Molecule: messenger RNA, 1874 nt
Organism: Salvia splendens (bonfire salvia)
Lineage: Eukaryota; Viridiplantae; Streptophyta; Magnoliopsida; Lamiales; Lamiaceae
Product: peroxidase 15-like
Exons: 3
Coding region: 24-650 (208 amino acids)
Biological process (GO): response to oxidative stress
Molecular function (GO): heme binding; peroxidase activity
Source: RefSeq, a predicted model, not a curated record